This is a messenger RNA of Botrytis porri, 510 nucleotides long. RefSeq lists its product as uncharacterized. The transcript is spliced from 2 exons. Bases 1 to 510 code for a protein of 169 amino acids. Lineage: Eukaryota; Fungi; Ascomycota; Leotiomycetes; Helotiales; Sclerotiniaceae. The record is from RefSeq and is a predicted model, not a curated record.
AUGUCGAUCGUGAGCGCACCAGAUUCUGUUAGAGAUGGGCGAUUUAAAUUUCUAGAGUCUUCGCUUGAGCGUCGUCUUAUAUCUCAGUAUACGUGGAUGAGUCCGGUCUCAAAUGACGAACGUUUGAAUUUUUACCGAUGGAAGUUCAGUGAGACUUUUCCCCGGUUUUCGAAGACGCCUUUCUCUCAAUGGCUUUCCGCAAAUUACUUCGAGCUGAACAAUGCUUUAGACACUGGGGCCUUGACAGUUGUUCCAAUUUUUGAACAUAGAGCUCCCCAAAAGAUACUCUCAACGAGGAAUUACAGGCCAAAAGUGCAGGCAUUAAUCAGCCGAAUUCCACUUUCAGCAGUCAUACGCUUCUAUGAAAAUGGGAUGCAGAAACUAGCAAGCGAAAACGCUCAAUGUAGCGAACCGCCUGCAAGGAUUAUACCAGGCAAGUCUCAUGAAGAACACGGCACCUCACAUCUCAAACUACUGUGCAACCAACCAAGCAUGGAGCCACCUAGAUAA